GGUCUGCAAUUCCACCUUCAGCUUCUGCUGCUGAUAUGCUGUCCUAUAACUAAUCAAUCACCAAGCAAGAAGAACGACCGUAGUGAUCGACAUAAGCAGAUCAAUCUAUCAGCAGCCCCGGUCGGCCAGCCAUGAUCCAUCUCAAGCAACCCAUAGUGCUCUCCGUGCAAUGCAACAACGUUGCCUCGCCGCUCUUCGCCACGGCGGCGGCGGCGAGCAGCCAGCAUAGGCAAGCCUCUAGCGCUUCACGCCGGCACAGAUCGCACAGGAUCAGUUGCGGGUCGACCGACGAGGCAGCCGGCGUGUCGACGUCAGUGACGGCCAAAGAGAGGCCGCUGACUGUGACGGCCAUCAUUAGCGCUGAGGCGCCGAACUCCGUGUACGUCUCCCGGGGCUUCGACGACAUCCAGGACCUCUUCGGCAAGACGCUGCUCCUUGAGCUCGUUAGCUCCGAGCUCGACCCCAGGACGGGAAUGGAAAGGGAGAAAGUGAAGGGGUUCGCGCACAUGACGCCGAAAGACGGGACGUACGAGGCCAAGAUGUCUGUGCCCGCGUCGUUCGGACCGGUGGGAGCGGUGCUGGUGGAAAACGAGCACCACAGGGAGAUAUUCAUCAAGGACAUCAAGCUCAUCACCGGCGGCGACGAGAGCAGCGCCGUCACCUUCGACGUCGGCUCGUGGGUGCACUCCAAGUUCGACGAGCCUGAACCGCGCGUCUUCUUCCCCCUCAGGUCAUACCUGCCGUCGCAGACGCCGCCCGGGAUCGAGGCGCUGAGGAAGAAGGAGCUGGAGACGCUACGUGGCGACGGGCAUGGCGAGCGCAAGAUCCACGAGCGCGUCUACGACUACGACACCUACAACGACCUCGGCGACCCCGACAGGAACAUCGCCCACAAGCGCCCCGUGCUUGGCACCAAGGAGCGCCCCUACCCUCGCCGGUGUCGCACCGGCCGGCCCAUGACCCGUUCCGACCCGGAGACGGAGAAGAGGAGCUCGCAGGUGUACGUACCACGUGACGAGCAGUUCUCGGACGUCAAGGGGCGGACGUUCAGCGCGACGACGCUACGGUCGGGGUUGCACGCCAUCCUGCCGGCGCUGGCGCCGCUGCUCAACAACACACAACACUUCUCGCACUUUCCGGCCAUCGACGCUCUCUACAGCGAAGGCAUCCCGCUCCCUGUUGACAGUGGCGCCUCCCUCAACGUCAUCAACAACGUCAUCCCCCGUGUCGUCCAGAUGAUCGAGGACACCACCGAGCACGUGCUCCGCUUCGAGGUCCCCCAGAUGCUUGAGAGGGACAGGUUCUCUUGGUUCAGAGACGAGGAGUUUGCGAGGCAGACACUUGCAGGGCUCAACCCUCUCUGCAUCCGUCUCCUAACGGAAUUCCCCAUCGUGAGCAAGCUCGACCCGGAGGUGUACGGCCCUCCAGAGUCGGCGCUAACCAAGGAGCUCCUCGAGAAAAUGAUGAACGGUCUGAUGACGGUGGAGGAGGCGCUGGAAAACAAGAGGCUGUUCAUGCUGGACUACCACGACGUGUUCCUGCCAUACGUGCACAAGGUGCGCGAGCUGCCGGACACGACGUUGUAUGGGUCUCGCACCGUCUUCUUCCUCACCGACGAGGGCACACUGAUGCCUCUGGCCAUCGAGCUGGCCCGGCCACAGUCUCCAACGAAGCCGCAGUGGAAGCGCGCCUUCACGAGUGGGUUCGACGCCACAGAAUCAUGGCUGUGGAAGCUUGCCAAGUCGCACGUGCUCACCCACGACACCGGCUACCACCAGCUCGUCAGCCACUGGCUGCGCACGCACGCCUGCGUCGAGCCGUACAUCAUCGCCACCAACCGGCAGCUCAGCCGGAUGCACCCCGUGUACCGCCUCCUGCACCCACACUUCCGCUACACGAUGGAGAUCAACGCGCUGGCCAGGGAGGCUUUGAUCAACGCCGACGGCAUCAUCGAGGAUGCGUUCUGGCCAGGGAGGUACUCCAUCGAGCUCAGCUCCGUCGCCUACGACGCGACCUGGCAGUUCAACACGGAGGCGCUGCCAGAGGACCUCGUCAGCCGGGGACUUGCAGUGCGCAAGGAAGACGGUGAGCUUGAGCUCACCAUCAAGGACUACCCCUACGCCAGCGACGGGCUCCUGAUUUGGAGCUCUAUCAAGCAGUGGGCGUCGGACUACGUAAAUGUCUACUAUAACUCCGACGAGGAAGUCACCGGUGAUGAGGAGCUUCAGGCCUGGUGGGAGGAAGUGCGUACCAAGGGGCACGCAGACAAAAAAGACGAACCGUGGUGGCCGGUGUGCAACUCCAAGAGCAACCUCGUCGAGAUCCUAAGUGUCAUCAUGUGGGUCACAUCCGGCCACCACGCCGCCGUCAACUUUGGGCAAUAUCAUUACGCCGGGUACUUCCCCAACCGUCCAACUGUGGUGCGAAAGAACAUUCCUGUGGAGGAGAACCGGGACGACGAGAUGAAGAAAUUCAUGGCCAGGCCGGAGGAGGUGCUGCUACAGAGUCUUCCCUCGCAAAUACAGGCCAUCACGGUGAUGGCAACGCUGGACAUUCUGUCCUCACACUCGCCCGACGAGGAAUACAUGGGAGAGUACGCUGAGCCUGCGUGGCUGGCCGAGCCCAUGGUGAAGGCGGCAUUCGAGAAGUUCAACGGCAGGCUCAAGGAGGUGGAGGGAACCAUCGACGAGCGAAACAACAACCCCGAUAACAAGAACAGGUGCGGCGCUGGCAUUGUUCCAUAUGAGCUUCUCAAACCAUUCUCAGAGCCAGGGGUCACUGGGAGGGGCAUCCCAAACAGUAUCUCCAUCUGAUCCCGACUUCAGGAUGAGGAGAUAACAUUUUCUUUAUGCAUGUAAGAUGUACGCCGAGAUUAUAUGAAAG
Molecule: messenger RNA, 2883 nt
Organism: Lolium rigidum
Lineage: Eukaryota; Viridiplantae; Streptophyta; Magnoliopsida; Poales; Poaceae
Product: lipoxygenase 2.3, chloroplastic-like
Exons: 6
Coding region: 132-2813 (893 amino acids)
Biological process (GO): lipid oxidation
Molecular function (GO): protein binding; metal ion binding; oxidoreductase activity, acting on single donors with incorporation of molecular oxygen, incorporation of two atoms of oxygen
Source: RefSeq, a predicted model, not a curated record